Molecule: messenger RNA, 480 nt
Organism: Lactuca saligna
Lineage: Eukaryota; Viridiplantae; Streptophyta; Magnoliopsida; Asterales; Asteraceae
Source: the annotation of a GenBank genome assembly
AUGCCCGAUAUCAUGUAUCGUUUUUUCAUCAUCUCCCUUUGUUUGUGUGUCGCAAACUCAACAUCAAUAGGAAGAAUAGAGUAUCUUCCAGGGUUUCAAGGACCUCUUCCUUUUUAUUUGGAAACCGGCUAUGUUGGCGUGGAUGUGAAUGAGGAUGUUCAAUUGUUUUAUUACUUCAUUCAUUCUGAGUCAAAUCCCAAAGACGAUCCUCUCAUGCUUUGGCUUACUGGUGGUCCGGGUUGUUCCUCCAUUUCUGGCCUCCUCUUUGAAAUCGGUCCAAUUGAAUUUGGGGCCGCGGCUUAUAACGGAAGCUUGCCGAGUUUGAUUUUGAGAUCUCGUUCAUGGACCAAGAUGGCAAACAUAAUCUUCUUAGAUAUUCCCGUCGGUACUGGGUUCUCUUAUGCUAGAACGGCACAUGCUUCUUGUUCUAAUAACAUCCUAUAUUCCGAGCAUGCCUACGAAUUUAUAAGAAAGGUAUAG